Esox lucius (northern pike) is the source of this 2156-nucleotide messenger RNA. It is a transcript of the gene slc35g2b, whose product is annotated as solute carrier family 35 member G2b. NCBI's taxonomy places the organism in Eukaryota, Metazoa, Chordata, Actinopteri, Esociformes, Esocidae. Gene Ontology annotation, cellular component: membrane. The transcript is spliced from 2 exons. The coding region runs from base 541 to 1815 and encodes 424 amino acids. The record is from RefSeq and is a predicted model, not a curated record.
CCCUGGGGAAGCUAAUGCCAGCAGGUGGUCAUGUUUCACUACCCCUUAUUUCUUCAUUAUACCAAAGUAUUUAAUCACGCAGGUCCUAACUUUAUUCACAUUCUAUUGUAAUAAUCGUUAAUUAUUAUUUUUAUCGAUGAUGAUAAUAAUGGUGGUGGUGAUGAUGAAUGACGAACAUUAUGGUAAUGAUGAACACAGAAACACAGCCCAUCCCUCAACCUAACAUGCUUUGGAUUUGGGGCAUUGGUGGGCUGAGGGGGGACAGAGUUGGACGAAACCAUCCGUCUCCUUUUCCCACGGUUCAUUCCCUCGCGACCAUCUACGUUCGUUGUGGAGAACAUCUCGUGCCACGCACGCACACCUUGUCUGCUGGAGACGCGAUUCGUCCCUUCGACGGGAAGAUGGAGAAAUGGCAAGCACAGUUCUCCAAAUUUAGAGAGACAGAAAUCAAGAAACGCUGUCAUUUAUGGUGCAAAUAGAGCUUUUCCGUCGAUAGGAACUUAUUUUAGCUAAAAGUCUGCUCUGAUUGGCUGAAGCAACAUGGAUGUAUCUGGGGGCCUGCAGCAACAUGGAGGCUCUAAGAAGAGGGUUAAGAUCCACCCCAGUGCCGUCACCGUGAAGUACGCCACCCACUUCCCCCAGCCUGGAGACGAGGGCUAUGAUGACGCUCCCUCCUUUGAGGACUUUGGGUCCUUCGCCGAGGCCAGCCCGGCCAAGAGAGUCAUUCCGGACGGCACCAGGAGGACUUUCUUUGGUACCAUAGAGACUCCCAGACCGCCGGGAGGGAAGGGAAUCACAGGGGGGGAGGUGCCAAACAGGGACAAGGGGGUGGGCGGGCAGCUCGCGAGCUUCGGCGAAGCCAAUGUCCUGGCAUCCCGUGUCACCUGGCUGGCGCUGUUUGGAGCGGCGGUGGCCCACGGCUGCGUGGCUCUGGUGACACGGCUGGCGGCCGACCGCUCCAAAGUGCCGUCUCUGGAGCUGAUCUUCAUCCGGUCCGUCAUCCAGGUCCUGUCCAUCGUGGUGGUGUUCUACAACCAGGAGGCGCCCUUCGGCCCCAAGGGCUACCGCCUGCGCCUCUUCGUCUACGGCGUCUGCAACGUCAUCUCCAUCACCUGCGCCUACACCGCCUUCGCCAUCGUGCCACCCAGCAACGGCACCAUCAUGUGGCGCGCAACCACCACGGUGUUCAGCGGCGUCAUGGCCUUCCUGCUGCUGGACGAGCGGCUGGCGUACGCCGAUGUGGUCACCGUGGUGGGCUCUGUCUUCGGCCUCUGCCUGGUCAUGAUCCCCAACGUGGCAGACGAGGAGAAGUCCCGGCUGACCUUCUGGAAGGAGGCGUUCGGUUACACCAUGACGGUGAUGGCCGGCCUCACCGCGGCCUUGUCCAUGAUCGUGUACCGGGCCAUCAAGGAGCGUGUCAGCAUGUGGACGGCCCUGUUCACCUUCGGUUGGACCGGCACGGUGUGGGGGGCCUCCACUAUGUUCGUCAUGCAGGAGCCCAUCAUCCCCCUGGACGGGGAGACGUGGGGCUACCUGGCGGCCAUCUGUGUCUGCUCCACCGUGGCCUUCCUGGGAGUCUACUACGCCCUGAACAGGUUCCACCCGGCGCUGGUGAGCACCGUGCAGCACCUGGAGAUAGUGGUGGCCAUGUUCCUCCAGCUGAUUGUGCUGCACAUGGUGCCGUCGGUCUACGAUGUGGUCGGAGGGCUCGUCAUCAUGGCCAGCGUGUUCACCCUGACCGGACUGAAGCUCUACCGGGUCAGCCGGGCCAUACGGCAGGACUACCAGGAGAUUCUGGACUCGCCCAUCAAAUAGAGCCUUGGCUUGUAUUCAGAGAGUCGAUCCAGGAUUCGGUUUUUCCUUGUUGAAAGUCACUAAUGGUCAGGGGGGAACUGGUCCGAGGUCAGCACUCCUACCAGAGGUCACUAAGAACACGGGCUCAGUGGUGGCUCGGGUCGGUUCUCUCUCUAACACUCUAUGUGAUUACAGAUGUUGCCUGGUUACACGUGCAAUUUGAGGAAUGUCUGUUGGAAUCUACACCUAUUUAUUUUGUAUUGUGGUUGUUGUUGACUUGGGGGACUGCCAGUAAUGUGAUGUCUUUGCUAAAGUUAUAUUUGUCUGUGAAAUAAAGAAAAAAAAGAUGCUCCAUGAUUAAA